AUGAAGCAAAGAAGGACAUUGAUUCGUGCUUCUCAGACACAAGAGCAAAGAGAGGCAGCCCGUGAAACGGCUAGGUUGGAAACGAGAAAUCGUCGAGCUUUUCGUACAGAUGAACAGAGGAAUAAUCUUCGAAGUGCAAAAAGAAAUGUUUCAAGUAUUGAUUUGAAUCGAGCAGCGUUUCUGUAUGAUUUCACCAUCGACACACGAACUUUGCUUUACUCAGAAAUGCCACGUUAUUACACUUGGAACGCUACAUCGAAGAAAUUUGAACGUCGGAAACAAAGCGAUGCAGUUCCUGGUCAUCCAGAUAUGCGUGCUACUGAUGCUUUUGGUCGUUUUUACACAGUUCAUCCGAAGAAUGAUGAAUGUUUCUAUUUGCGGUUGUUGCUGGUACAUGUUCGAGGGCCAACAUCAUUUAAAUCACUACGAACUGAUAAUGGUAUCGUGUGUCCCACAUUUCGUGCAACAUGUCAAGCGCUUAAUUUGCUUGAAAACGAUACUAAUUGGGACACGACAAUCGCUGAAGCAAUUAUUUCUGCAUUUCGAAGUCAGAUACGCACAAUACUUGCUAUCAUCAUUUUAACAUGCUUCCCAUCGAACCCACGUGACCUGUGGAACAAAUACAAAGAUAACAUGUCAGAAGUAUUUUACAUCGAAUACGCGUCAGCUCAAGAAAUUCCGAUCUUGAGUUGA
Molecule: messenger RNA, 693 nt
Organism: Eupeodes corollae
Lineage: Eukaryota; Metazoa; Arthropoda; Insecta; Diptera; Syrphidae
Exons: 1
Coding region: 1-693 (230 amino acids)
Source: RefSeq, a predicted model, not a curated record